CCAGAAGUGCCACCCACACCUGUGCCCACCAGUGCCACCCACCUUUGCCCACCCACCUGUGCUGCCCACCAGUGCCACCCACCAGUGCAGCCCAGCAGUGCUGCCAGUCAGUGCCACCAUCAGUGCCGCCAGUCAGUGCCCAGCAGUGAUGCCAGUCAGUUGCCAUCUAUCAAUUUACCCAUCAGUGUCACCUAUCAGUGCUGCAUAUUAGUGCCGCCUAUCCGUGACACCUCAUUAGUGCUGCCUAUCAGUGCCCUUUAGUGCCUCCUAUCAGUGCCCAUCAGUGCUGCCUCAUCAACGUACAUCAGUGAAGGAGAAAAAAUACCUGUUUGA
This is a messenger RNA of Staurois parvus, 333 nucleotides long. The record is from the annotation of a GenBank genome assembly. Lineage: Eukaryota; Metazoa; Chordata; Amphibia; Anura; Ranidae.